Messenger RNA from Polypterus senegalus (gray bichir), 4969 nucleotides. RefSeq names its product protein tyrosine phosphatase receptor type Ga (gene ptprga). The record is from RefSeq and is a predicted model, not a curated record. Bases 588 to 4868 code for a protein of 1426 amino acids. NCBI's taxonomy places the organism in Eukaryota, Metazoa, Chordata, Cladistia, Polypteriformes, Polypteridae. Gene Ontology annotation, biological process: protein dephosphorylation. Gene Ontology annotation, molecular function: protein tyrosine phosphatase activity; protein binding. The transcript has 29 exons.
UAGCAGUGGCGGCGGCGAUGACAGAGAAUGUAACGGCUCGCUGUUUGCUCGCUCCCUCGCUCGCCGGCGCCUAUACUCUUUUGGCACUAGGAUCCAGUGGUAUCGCGCAGCUCCCUCCCACCUUCCCUCCCCUUUCUCGCCUGUUUUAAAGUCUCUGCCAGAGUCGGGCUCACAUGUUACUUCCUGGAUGGAAGAAUGGAAAGCUUCCAGCUCGGCUGCAACUACUCCUUUCCUACUUGUCCAAGAGCCGCCGCUCCGACCUGCACGGACUACCGCCUUUCGUAGCCGUUUCCGCAGUUUUUCCUUCGGCCGGGCCCUUGAGCGUGGCCCUCGUCUCGCGUGGCCGUGGGAAUAUGGUAAAGCUCGGCUCGUGAAGGUGUUUUUUCGGGCAGAAGUUCUUUGCGAUCCUAACUUUAUUCCUGGAAUCGGUGGCUCGCGGUUGUUGCUGCCGCUGGUGCAUUUGGCUUUUCAGUUAUUUGUUUUUUUGCUGCAAUUUUACCUUUGCCUUUUUGAAGCGAUUCUUGGGAACAAUAAACUUUGACCACCGGGCUUUUUUUAUUUCCCUUUGCUUCGAUGUGUAUAGUGACAUGCGGAGGCUACUGGAACCGUGCUGUUGGUGGAUCAUUUCUUUGAUUUUAUCGUUCUUCCCGUUUGGAUUGGUGGAUUGCCAUCCCGCUCGGACAGAAGGUCAGGUUGGAUUUCUACGAGGAAGGAGACAUGGUGCUGGACCACAGAUGCGGCAGAGAAGAGCCUCCUCUAUCCCAUACUGGGCCUACUCAGGUACCUAUGGACCUGACAGCUGGGCCUCACAUAACCCCGACUGCAGAGGGAAGAACCAGUCCCCGGUUGAUAUUGUAGACCAAGAUGCUAAAGUCUCUCUGGAAAACCAGGAGCUCUUCCUGGAGGGCUUUGAGGUGGAGUCAUCUAACAAGACAUGGAUGAAGAACACUGGGAAGACUGUUGCCAUUCUCCUGAAGGAUGACUAUUUUGUACGAGGUGCUGGACUUCCGGGCCGAUUCAAAGCGGAGAAAGUGGAGUUCCACUGGGGCCAAAGCAAUGCUUCCGCUGGCUCUGAGCACAGCAUCAAUGGCAGACGCUUUCCUGUUGAGAUGCAGAUUUACUUUUAUAACUCGGAUGACUUUGACAGCAUCAGGUCUGCACUUUUGGACAAGAGGAUCAUCGGUGCCAUGGCAGUUUUCUUUCAGGCGGGGUACAGGAACAACCCAGCAGUGGAGCAGAUCAUUCAUGGGCUCAAAGGGGUGGUCCACCAUGAAAAAGAAACGUUCCUGGAACCCUUUGUGCUGAGAGACUUGCUUCCUGCCUCAAUUGGGAGUUACUACCGCUACACCGGCUCUCUGACUACGCCACCAUGUAGUGAGACCGUGGAGUGGAUCGUGUUCAGUCGUCCGGUCUUCAUCUCCUAUCAGCAGCUGGAGGCCUUUUAUUCUAUAUUCACCACGGAGCAGCAAGAUCAUGUCAAGUCAGUAGAAUAUCUGAGGAACAACUUCAGGCCACAACAGAGCCUGGGCAGCAGAGUGGUCUACAAAUCAGCUGUGAAGGAUGCAUGGAGUCAAGACAUGUCGGACAGCCUGGGGAACCCGUAUGGAACCGAGUCGUCAAAAGCCUGCAGCUCUCCUCCCAUCAACAUGAAGGUGCAGCCUGUUAAUAAAACAGCACUGGUGGUGAGCUGGAACAGACCAGAAGUCGUCUACCAUCCGCCAAUCAUCAACUUCGUGAUUUCCUACAGCUGGACCAAGAAUGAGGAACCCAACGAGCAAACCUUCAUCAAGGACAGUGACCAAGACCUGGAAGCCGUCAUCAACCAUGUCUCUGCAGACAUCCUGUACCUGUUCCGAGUCCAGGCCGUGUGUCAGAAUGACAUGAGAAGCGACUUCAGUCAAACGAUGCUCUUUCAAGCCAACACAACCAGAAUAUUUGAAGGCACCCGAAUAGUGAAAACUGUAAUGCCUACAGAAUCUCCUGCACCUGCUGAUAUGGCACCCAUCAGUUCAGGGUCUUCUACGUGGACUUCUUCUGGCCUUCCCUUUUCUUUUGUAUCCAUGGCUACUGGCAUUGGUCCUUCAUCCAGUGGCAGCCAAGCAACAGUAGCUUCUGUGGUGACCAGCACCUUCUUGGCAGGCCUGGGCUUCAGCGGCGGAGUCAUAUCUUCAUUUCCCAGUUCAGUCUGGCCAACUCGGUUGCCACCGGCAUCUUCAGCCACCACCAAACAGACUGCAAAACCUGUGGUACCAACCUCUGAGCCAGCGACAACUCCGGCCUCCGAUGGAGAUGCUGCCAUUGCUAAAGAAAAAGAAGGUGGGGAUGAAGGAGAAAAGGACAGCAAAGGAGAGGGUGAGGAAGGUGAAAAGGAAGGAGAAGAAGAGGGAGACAAGGGGAAUGAAGAGAAGAAAAAGGUGGCGGGAGAUGUGUCAGAGACUCACGAAAAUAAGACUGAGCCUAAAAUCACCACCACAGCCACCCCAGCAUCAACCGCCAAGGAGAAAGAGCAGAACGAGAGUCUUGUUGUUUCCCAUGACUUGGAGGACCGCGUCAUUCCCACUCUUGCAGCUGAAGACCAGAUUGUGAAGGACAUAAAUGGCACCUCCAGCAAUGUGUUAGAAACCACAACCAGUGAGUCUGUUUUAACGACUAGAGGACGGGCGCUGGGUGAAGAACCAAGGGCUCCAACGAUCCAUCCGAAAGCAGCAGAUGAUGAAAGCACUGAUGAAAAGAGAAGGAGUGGCAUUGACAGGACUUUUAUCUAUACAGAAAAUAACAGCGUCUCGAACAUGGCCAACUCGGGCCAUUCCUCAGCCAAGUUGGAGUGGAUCAUUCCUCUGGUGGUCGUCUCGGCGCUUACAUUUGUCUGCCUGAUUCUCCUCGUGGCUGUGCUUGUUUACUGGAGAAAAUGUUUCCAAACUGCCCAUUUUUAUGUGGAGGAUAGCAGUUCCCCGCGGGUGGUCCCUAAUGAAAGCAUUCCGAUUAUCCCAAUUCCAGAUGACAUGGAAGCCGUACCAGUCAAGCAGUUCAUGAAGCAUAUCGGCGACCUUUACUCCAAUAAUCAGCAUGGCUUUUCAGAGGAGUUUGAGGAGGUACAGCGCUGUACAGGUGACAUGAACAUCACAGCUGAACACUCAAACCACCCGGACAACAAGCACAAGAACAGAUACAUCAACAUUGUCGCCUAUGACCACAGUCGGGUGAAGUUGCGGCCUUUAGCUGGAAAAGACUCAAAGCACAGUGACUACAUCAAUGCCAAUUAUGUCGAUGGCUACAACAAGUCAAAAGCAUACAUUGCCACCCAGGGUCCCCUGAAAUCCACUUUUGAAGAUUUCUGGAGAAUGAUUUGGGAGCAAAACACAGGCAUCAUUGUCAUGAUCACGAACCUCGUGGAAAAAGGAAGGAGAAAAUGUGAUCAGUAUUGGCCAACAGAAAACUCCGAAGAAUACGGCAGCAUAAUUGUCACCCUGAGGAGUACGGACAUACGUGCCUGUUAUACUGUGCGGCGCUUUACACUCAGGAACACAAAAGUAAAAAAGGGGCAGAAAGGUAACCCUAAAGGCAGACAAAAUGAGCGAACUGUAAUACAAUACCAUUACACACAGUGGCCGGACAUGGGGGUACCAGAGUAUGCUUUACCAGUUCUCACAUUUGUGAGAAGAUCUUCAGCUGCAAGAACGCCAGAGAUGGGACCAGUGCUGGUCCACUGCAGUGCCGGAGUUGGGAGGACAGGAACGUAUAUCGUCAUCGACAGUAUGUUACAACAGAUAAAAGACAAAAGCACAGUCAACGUCCUGGGGUUCCUCAAACACAUCAGGACGCAGCGGAACUACCUCGUCCAAACAGAGGAACAGUAUAUCUUCAUCCAUGAUGCCUUGCUGGAAGCAAUCCUUGGAAAAGAAACAGAAGUCCAGGCCAGUCAAUUGCACAGCUACGUCAACAGCAUCCUCACCCCAGCGGUGGGUGGCAAGACGAGACUAGAAAAGCAAUUUAAGCUGGUGACGCAGUGUAACGCUCGCUAUGUGGAAUGUUUCAGCGCUCAGAAGGAAUGCAACAAGGAGAAAAACCGAAACUCUUCUGUGGUGCCAUCUGAGCGCGCCAGAGUUGGACUGGCACCUUUACCAGGGAUGAAGGGAACAGACUACAUUAAUGCCUCCUAUAUUAUGGGUUACUGCCGGAGCAAUGAGUUCAUCAUUACACAGCACCCUUUGCCUCACACCACUAAAGACCUCUGGAGGAUGAUCUGGGACCACAACGCACAAAUCAUUGUGAUGCUGCCAGAUAACCAAGGCCUGGCUGAAGAUGAGUACGUGUAUUGGCCAAGCCGGGAAGAAUCGAUGAACUGUGAGGCGUUUACUGUAACCCUUAUCAGCAAAGACAGACUGUGCCUCUCCAAUGAAGAGCAAAUUAUCAUCCAUGAUUUCAUCCUGGAAGCAACACAGGAUGACUACGUGCUAGAAGUUCGUCACUUCCAGUGCCCAAAAUGGCCAAAUCCAGAUGCUCCAAUCAGCAGCACUUUUGAACUUAUCAAUGUCAUCAAGGAAGAGGCUUUGACGCGUGACGGUCCAACGAUCGUCCAUGACGAGUUUGGUGCAGUUUCGGCAGGAAUGUUCUGUGCCCUUACUACCUUAUCUCAACAGCUCGAGAGCGAAAAUGCUGUGGAUGUUUAUCAGGUGGCAAAAAUGAUCAACCUCAUGAGACCAGGGGUGUUUACAGAUAUUGAACAAUACCAAUAUCUAUAUAAAGCAAUGCUCAGCUUGGUCAGCACCAAGGAGAACGGAAACGGCCCUGUGCUAAUGGACAAAAAUGGCGCUGUUGUUGUGACAGACGAAUCGGACCCCGCAGAAAGCAUGGAGUCUCUAGUUUGAAGUUGGAGGCACUUACUUUAUUAAACCUAAAGGACUAGGCAGACUUUUUUGAGGCCUUUUUUUGCCAGACUCUAGUAAAAAAAAAAAAAAUUAAAAAAAAU